AUGUUACCGAGUCUCAAAACUCAGCCGCUAGGACGUAGUAGGCGCCCGUUACCGGAUCGCCCGGACAUCCCGUGCCGCGAUCGACGUCAAGCGAUACAGAUUGCAAUAUUCGUUCUAGGACCCACACACAAUCAGCUGAUCGCUGAGUGCGAGCGUCAGCAGCGUCUCCAUUUGUUCCUGUCGAGAGCUGAUGUAGUCCAGGUAACCAGGCACAAGAAGCACAGCAUUCCUUUCGUGACGGAAACUGUUUGUAGCGAUGGCUCCAGUGUUCGUUUGGCGUUUCGAGGUUUCAAUUUUACUGGAGAGAAAAUAGUCAUUUUUUACGAGAAGAAAUUCGGGCUUUGUCCAUACUAUGAAAAUAAUGACCCGAAACGACCGGUGAACGGAGGUAUACCCCAGGUUUACAAAAAGCAAUCUAUCGCAUUUGUAAAGGCUAGGUUUCCUGAACUGUCAAGGAAAGAAGCCAAUAAGCAAGCGGAAAAGGAAUUCAACAAAGCUGCGCGCGAAUUCUUCACGCAAACGCUACAAUUAGCUGUCAAACUUCGACCGAAAGGUCGCUGGGGCUAUUACGAUUACCCGUUCUGUAAUGGAAAUGCUGGUGAUCUUCCAGAUGAUUUUUCUUGCAAAGAAGAAGCCAAGCGAUACAACAAUAAGUUAGCUUUUAUAUACAAUGCUAGCACAGCCCUCUUCCCGUCUAUCUACUUGAAUGGAAAGAAAACUCCAACUCAGAGCUUCCGCUAUGUUCAGGCUCUUCUAAAAGAGACAAAGCGUAUCGCUAACGAGCAGAAACGGCGACCAAAUUUCUUCGCUUAUACAAAAUUCGAAUACGAUCCGCGUACUGACUAUACGUGGUUUUACAACAAGGAAGAUCUCUGCAGUACUGUGAAACAACCGGCAGACCUCGGAGCGAGAGGGCUGGUUUUGUGGAGCACCAGUACGGACAUGAAAGACCGUUGUUAUGGUAUUGCCAACUACGUUGACACACAAUUUGGACCGUGA
This is a messenger RNA of Haemonchus placei, 999 nucleotides long. The record is from the annotation of a GenBank genome assembly. Lineage: Eukaryota; Metazoa; Nematoda; Chromadorea; Rhabditida; Trichostrongylidae.